UUCAAAAUCAAAAUUUAAUACGAGUGGCAGUUAAGUAAAUAUAGUCUCAUCUAAGCCCAAAAUGUAACAACUCUAGUAAUAGUAAUAGUAAUAGCUUCCUUUCGCUUUUGAAUUAUCCGUUGGUGAAAGUUGAAACUUCGCUUUUCUCAAUAUUCUCCCUUCUCUUCUCUUCUCUUUUCCUUUCUCUUUCUCUUUCUCUUUCUCUUUCUCUUUUGCCUUUUCUUUCUUCUUUAUUUCCUUGAAAAUUUUCUCACAUUUUCACUUCCAUAUCACCGGAGCUACCACUGUAAUGGCAACUUCCGGCGCUUCCUUGCCGUUGCUAACUAACCGAACAUCUAUCGCCGGUCUCAAAUUCUACGUCUUAGUCAUCAUUUUCCUCGCAAUCGCAGUCUCGAUUCUUCUCAUCACCGUUCUCUGCAUUCGCCGGAACCGAAGCUCAAAGAAGAGCCAAAUGCAAGUGAAAGUGAAGCAUAGCUCCGGCACAAUUCCGCUCGUUUCUAAGGAGAUCGUGGAGGUGAUCAAGAUCGGAAAUGUUAUUGAUGAUGAUCCGAAGAUGCAGAAGCAAGUGGAGUGCGAGAUCGAAGAGAGUAGUAGUGUGUCGGUGGAGUCUCCGUCUCCAUCUCCGGAGAACAUAGGUUGGGGUCGGUGGUACACUUUGAAGGAAUUGGAGAAUGCGACCGGUAGAUUUUCCGAUGGGAACGUGAUCGGAGAAGGAGGUUAUGGAAUUGUAUACAGAGGAAUUCUUCAAGACGGUUCUGUGGUUGCUGUGAAGAAUCUUCUUAACAAUAAGGGUCAAGCAGAGAAAGAGUUUAAGGUGGAGGUUGAAGCCAUUGGAAAAGUGAGGCAUAAGAAUUUGGUAGGGCUAGUUGGAUAUUGUGCAGAAGGUGCUCAAAGGAUGCUUGUUUAUGAAUAUGUUGACAAUGGAAAUUUAGAGCAGUGGCUACAUGGUGAUGUAGGACCUAUUAGCCCCUUGACAUGGGAUAUAAGAAUGAAGAUUGCAGUUGGCACUGCAAAAGGGCUAGCCUAUUUGCACGAAGGCUUAGAACCCAAAGUUGUCCACAGAGACGUAAAAUCCAGCAAUAUUCUUUUGGACAAAAAAUGGAAUGCAAGAGUAUCAGAUUUUGGACUUGCCAAGCUCUUAGGCUCUGGCAAAAGCUAUGUUACAACCCGUGUAAUGGGGACAUUUGGAUAUGUUUCGCCCGAGUAUGCAAGCACGGGAAUGCUUAACGAGAGCAGUGAUGUAUAUAGUUUUGGGAUUCUACUCAUGGAGCUAAUUACAGGAAGAAGCCCCAUUGAUUAUUCUAGACCACCUGCAGAGAUGAACUUGGUUGAUUGGUUUAAAGGAAUGGUAGCAAGUCGUCGCGGUGAUGAACUACUUGAUCCUUUAAUUGAGAUUCAACCCUCUCCGAGGUCUUUGAAGCGUGCUUUACUUGUUUGUCUGCGUUGCAUAGAUUUGGAUGCCAAUAAGCGACCAAAGAUGGGGCAAAUUGUUCAUAUGCUCGAGGCAGAUGAUUUUCCUUUUCGUUCUGAUCUUCGAACUAGAGAGAAAGAUUAUGUUCCCUCUCAGGCAGACGAAUCCAAAAAGGUUCUGUAUCCAACAAGGCAUGCGGAGCCCGUAUAUAAAGCAAGCUGGAGAUGAUUGUCUGUUGAAAUGGUCAUGGCAGCCGCGGAUUCAGAAUUACUUGUACUAGUGAUGUUCAACUUGUUAUGAAAAAAGUCAGAAGCCAUUAUUGUGCAUAUCUUAUACCACUUAGUUAUUUUUCUUUAGAUCUUAACAUAAUUAGUUGUAUUUCAGUAUUAUGUGAAUAAACAAGCCUUGUAAAUAUGUAAUAUCUUUCACGAUAUAUCAAUUUUAUCAGUCUUCAUUA
Molecule: messenger RNA, 1868 nt
Organism: Lathyrus oleraceus (garden pea)
Lineage: Eukaryota; Viridiplantae; Streptophyta; Magnoliopsida; Fabales; Fabaceae
Product: probable receptor-like serine/threonine-protein kinase At4g34500
Exons: 7
Coding region: 290-1639 (449 amino acids)
Biological process (GO): protein phosphorylation
Molecular function (GO): ATP binding; protein kinase activity
Source: RefSeq, a predicted model, not a curated record